Molecule: messenger RNA, 861 nt
Organism: Vairimorpha ceranae
Lineage: Eukaryota; Fungi; Microsporidia; Nosematidae
Product: wd40 domain-containing poly + rna export protein
Exons: 1
Coding region: 1-861 (286 amino acids)
Biological process (GO): mitotic spindle assembly checkpoint signaling
Cellular component (GO): kinetochore; mitotic checkpoint complex; bub1-bub3 complex
Molecular function (GO): ubiquitin binding
Source: RefSeq, a predicted model, not a curated record
AUGACUUGUAUAAAAUUUCGAGAUACCCCUACAGAUACAAUAACCGAUAUAUUAGUAAAUGAUGGCAAAAUUUAUGUAUCUUCAUGGGACGGGUUUGUUUACGUGUAUGAUUUCUACACUCAAGUUUUAUUGUACAAAAUUAAAAAUUUUUCCCCAAUAUUAAAAAUGUUAUGGAAAAAUAAUCUAGUUUGUGGAGACACAGAAGGCUUUUUAAAUUUUGAAAAUUCAAAUACAAAAUCUUUUGAUAAAAUAAAUUUUAAUUUUAGAGGAAUAUCUACAAUAGAGACAUAUAAGGAUGCAUUUUUACUAUGCGGAUUUCAAAAGAGGGUUUGUAUUUUUGAUAGAUCUGGUCAAUGUACUUUUUUUAAUGUAGAAAAUAAAGUAUAUAAUUCUAUAUUAAGCGAUAAUGAUUUAAUUCUUAAUUUUGGAUUUAAAAUAGGUUUUUAUGAUUUAAGAACUCUAAAGAUUUAUAAAGAAGUGGUGAAUAAAAAAAUUAUUAGAUCUUUGUACAAAAAUGCAGAUAAAUUAUAUAUUGGGGAUAUUGAAGGCAAGCUGAAAAUUCUUAAUAUUUUUACAAAUGAUGAGAUUAUUGUUAAUGCGCAUUUUGAAAUAUUAAAUAAUACAAAAAAAUGCUAUCCUGUAAAUUCUAUUAUUUAUAAUAAUUAUCUUUAUACUGGAGGAAGUGAUGGUAUAGUUAGUAGAUGGAAAGAAGAAGACAAACUUAAAUCAAAAAUUUUUUUUAAAAAUAAUCAUGGGGUUCUUAAAAUAACUUCAUAUAAUGAUAAACUUAUUAUUGGCUGUGGCUAUAAUUACGAAAGAGGACGCGCAAAUACUGACGAAAAUUUUAUUUUUAUGUUGUAA